This is a messenger RNA of Eutrema salsugineum, 1070 nucleotides long. Its product is annotated as proliferating cellular nuclear antigen 1. The transcript is spliced from 4 exons. The record is from RefSeq and is a predicted model, not a curated record. Gene Ontology annotation, biological process: leading strand elongation; mismatch repair; regulation of DNA replication. Lineage: Eukaryota; Viridiplantae; Streptophyta; Magnoliopsida; Brassicales; Brassicaceae. Gene Ontology annotation, cellular component: PCNA complex. Gene Ontology annotation, molecular function: DNA polymerase processivity factor activity; DNA binding. The coding region runs from base 94 to 885 and encodes 263 amino acids.
CGGACUCCUUGGAAUAGCGGUCUUGUUUCCAAAAACCGCAAUAACCCUUAACCCUAGACGAGCGAUUCGGAUUCUGAGCACUGGGAAGACGAUAUGUUGGAGCUACGUCUUGUUCAGGGUUCUCUGUUGAAGAAGGUUCUAGAAUCGAUCAAAGAUCUUGUGAACGAUGCGAACUUUGACUGCUCCAGCACUGGGUUCUCGCUCCAAGCCAUGGAUUCGAGUCACGUGGCGCUGGUCUCUCUCCUGCUUAGAUCCGAAGGCUUCGAGCACUACAGGUGCGACAGGAAUCUCUCCAUGGGGAUGAACCUCGGAAACAUGUCGAAAAUGCUCAGAUGUGCCGGAAAUGAUGACAUCAUCACCAUCAAAGCUGAUGACGGCGGCGACACCGUCACUUUCAUGUUCGAGAGCCCCACGCAAGACAAGAUUGCAGACUUUGAGAUGAAGCUGAUGGACAUAGACAGUGAGCAUUUGGGAAUUCCUGAUGCUGAGUACCAUUCAAUUGUGAGGAUGCCGUCAAAUGAGUUUUCCAGGAUUUGCAAAGAUUUAAGCAGCAUCGGUGACACAGUUGUGAUCUCCGUGACUAAAGAAGGGGUUAAGUUUUCUACUGCUGGUGACAUUGGGACAGCUAACAUUGUGCUCAGACAGAACACAAGUGUUGACAAGCCGGAAGAUGCAAUUGUGAUAGAGAUGAACGAGCCAGUGUCACUCUCAUUUGCCCUGAGGUACAUGAACUCAUUCACAAAGGCAACUCCACUGUCAGACACGGUGACUAUCAGCUUAUCAUCGGAGCUGCCAGUUGUGGUGGAGUAUAAGGUAGCUGAGAUGGGUUACAUUCGUUACUACUUGGCUCCUAAAAUUGAAGAAGAAGAAGACACUAAGCCCUAAAACUCCUUAGUAUAUUCAUCCUAAAAGUCAGAAGAUUUUUCUUGAUGAUGAUGAUGAUGUUUUUCUGUGAUUCCAUUUAGUGCCCCUCUUGAACAGUUUGUUUCCAUGACUUAUUAUGUUUUACGAUAACAAAGUUCGGCAAAAUUAGUGGCUUCUGAAACGAUUUAUCAUCUAUUUCCAAUUCA